AUUGUUUUAAAUGUACAUUAAAUUUAAAUGGUAAAAAUCAACAUGAAUGGAUCAAACAAUUAACACGUAUGAAUCAAUCCGGUUAUUUAACAAAUACGCCAAUCAUUAAUUGUACAACAACAACAUUUCAAACAUUACAAAAUUAUUUUCCAUAUAUGUUAUAUCCAUUAUUACAUUCAAUUGAAGAAGCUGAUUUACGUAUACAUGCUAUUUAUAAUGAAUUAGGAUCAACAACAACAACAUCAGAAAAUCAACGUUUACAUCAAUAUGUUGAUUUAAAUAUUUUUUUACCAAAUGGAUUUUUUGUACAAUUUUCAACCGAAAAUGAUCGUACAUUGUCCGAAAUUAAACGUAAUCUUUGGUAUGAAUUUGAACCAAUGAUUGCUAAAAUACGUGGUCAUAUUGAAAAAACUAAUCAACGUAAUAGUCGAACAAAAAAAUCAUUAAUAUGGCUUACAGGUAUGAAUCGUUUUUCAACUGAAUCAUUAAAACGUGCCGGAAGAAAAUUUAGUUUUUCAAGAACAAAAAAAUCAUUAUCAAUUGAUUCACAAUCAUCAUCAUCAACAUUAAUUAAACGUACUACAUCAUUGAAUGAAUCGAUUAAAGUAAAUUUUUUAGAUCAAGACAGUUCUUCUUCUAGUCAUAUAAUUAAAGAUGAUAAACAAAUAUCAAUAUCAGCCAAUUCAAAUAAUCAAAGUCAAAUUAAAUUAAAACAAUUUUCCUGUACAUUACCUGAAAUGACGGAUGAAACAAUUGAACAAGAUGGUAAUAAUAAUCAACAACAACAACAAUCAAAACGAAUGAAUCUAUUAUUAAAUGAUAAUUGUGAUGAUUAUGGUUUUAAUAAUUAUAGUGGUACAAUUAAUCCAUCAUUAUUUAUUGAUGAUGGUAAAAUUCUUAUAAAAUUUUUAUCAUUUAUAAAUGCUGAUCAAUGUGAUUAUUCAUUUCAAUCAUUAACAAAUGUUUGGGAAGAAAUUUAUGAUGAUAAUAAUCAUUUAUAUGAAUUAAAUGAACAGAUUCCAUAUUAUUUACGUUUAGUUGAAUUAACUAGUGAUAAAAAUGAAAAAAUUCUUAAUUCAAGAAUUCGGCAAAUUAUUAAAUGUUCAGUAAAUAAACUUGAAGUAUAUCGUACGGAUGAAUUUCGUGAUUUUCGUUAUGGUAUGUAUCAAUGUAUGAUUGAUGCUGUACGACAAAGAGAAAAAUUUUCUAUUGAAAAACGUAUUAAUUAUGAAUUUGAACCUGAACUUGAUGAAAUUGAUACAUUAAAUCUAAGCGUACAGACAAUGGUAAAAAAAUUUCGUUUAGAUGAAAUGAUUGAUUUGUCAAACAAUUCGGAUACAUUGGAUUCAUGGACCGAAACAUUAGCCAAUUAUUUUAAUCAUCCAUUUCCAUUUAUGCCAAAAAAUAGACGUCGUAAUUUUAGUUCAGCAUUGAAUCCAAAUUCAAUGAAUACAAAAACACCAGGAGCUUAUUCACCAUAUCAUCGUCGUUCAACUGGUCAAUCAAAUAAAAGUAUUGAUCAAGAAUCGUUAUCAUCUUCAUCAUUGAUACAAUCAUCUAAUAUGAAUGAAGAUGAAGGACCUGUGUAUGCUGAGGUUUGUGUGGUACCAUCAUCAUCAUCAUCAUCAACACAAACAACAAAAAUCAUUGAUGAAAAUCAAUAUAAUGAUGAUCAAAUAUUAUCAGAUAUAAAAUCAAUAUCAUCAAUAAAAUCAUUUCAAAUGAUUAAUCCAAUGAUAAAAUUAUCAUCAUCAUCAUCAACAACAACAAAUAAUAAAAUAAGUAAACAUAAACGUCAUCUUAAACCAAUUAAACAUCGUCCAUCAUUAACACCAGUGUUUGAAGAAGAUGAAGCACCUAAUAAUAGUAAUCAGAAUAAUAAUAGAAAUUCUACACAACAAACAAAUACUGAUGAUCAAAUUGAAUAUAUUUCCAUUAAUAUUGGUAAUAAAAUGAUAAAUUUUCGUAAACCAUAUCCAAGAAAAUUUGAAGCAAAAAUGUGGAUUUCAAUUAAUCUAAUUAAACGAACAACAGCAACAACAACAACAACAAAUGAUGAAAAUACAAAAGAAUUUAAUGAUAAUGUUAAUGAUGAUAUUGAUAUAAUAAUUAAUGAAGAUGAAAAUUCAUUAAUACCAUUUAUAAUAAAUGCUUAUUCAAAUAAAACUGCCCGUGAUUUAAUACAAAAAUUAUUAGUCCAAAUUACAUCACAUAUUGAACAUAAAAGAAAUUCAUCUUCUUCAACUUCAACUUCUUCCACUAAUAUAUCGACCUCAAAUACUGCAACCUCAAGUAACCCAUCAUCAUCAUCAUCAUCAUCAUUAUUAUCAUUACGUGCAUAUCAAAGAAAAUUCAAGUCAUUACAGGAAAAUUUGAUACAGACCAUUACAAAUGGUCAAAAAUCUAGUCUUAAAUUACCAAUUGAAUCAACAUUAUUUAGUCAAUAUGAUUUAAAUCCAGAUACAUAUUUAUUAAAAAUUUGUGGUUAUGAUCAAUAUUUGAUUGGUGAUUAUCCAAUGAUACGUUUUGAAUAUAUACGUAAUUGUGUUUCAAAAGGAAAAAUACCACAUUUACGUUUAGUACAGAAAGAAACAGUUAUAAAACGUUUAUCAACAUAUGUACAUAUUGAACCAUCAUUUUUACGUCGUUUAAAUCAAUUUAUAAAUACAAAUAAUUCAUAUUCAUCAUCAAAUAAUGAAUAUGAAUCACAAAAAGCAAAUAUUUCAUAUCGUUUAACUGAUGGUUUUUCAUCAAAAGGUCGAUAUUAUUCAAAUAAUAAUAAUAAUAAACGAAAUAAUUAUCGUCAACAUUCAUCAUCAUCAUUAUCAAUAUCAAUAGAUUCAAAACAAACUUUUGAUAAUAAUAAUUAUUCAAAAUUAAAUAAUAAUUUAAAUAAUCAAGAAUAUUGUCAUUAUUCAACUAUAUCACAUGUAAUACAACAAAAUGAACAACAACAACAUUCUUCACCAUCAAUCACUGUUUCAACACCAACCGAUGAAGAUUGUAUACAAGAUUGUUGUGAUGAUGAAAAUGAUUUUUAUAUUGAAUUUAUUGAUAAUAAUAGAACAUUAGAUUCAUGGAUAUAUCGUGGUCUAUAUGAAAAAAAUCAAUUAAUUUCAUUAUGGAGAAUUUUACGUAUAUUUCGUGUACGAAUAUUAUCGGCAAGUUAUGUUAAUGUUAAAUUAGCAAAUAAAGUAUUUGUACGUAUGGCUAUUUGUCAUGGUAAUGAAUUAUUAAGUGAAAUUCAUUCAACUGAUCAUGUUGAACCACAUACACCAAGUUGGAAUAAAUGGCUUGAAUUUAAUAAUAUUUUUACUUAUCAUCUUCCAUUAUCAGCAAGAUUAUCAUUAGAAUUAUGUAUUACUAGUUCAAGACGUGAUCAAGAUGGUUGUCCAAUUGGUUGGGUUAAUUUACCAUUGUUUAAUUAUCGUCGUUGUCUUUUAUCUGGUCGUAUAUCGUUAACAUUAUGGCCAAUGAAAAUUUCUGAAACAAAUAAUAAUAAUGAUACAUCCAAUAAUAAUAAUAAUAAUAAUGAAACAUUAUCAACAACAAGUAUAUUAUCAAAUCGAUGUGGUUGUAUUGGUAGUAAUCCAUUAAAAGAUUCUGCACCAAGAUUAGAUCUUGAAUUUGAUCAAUAUGAACAACCAGUUGUUUAUCCACCACAUACUGAUAUACUUGAAUAUGCACAAAUGGUUAAUCGUCAAGAAGGUUCAACACGUCAACAAUUUCAACAACCAAAAUCAUUUAAACAAUUAACACGUGAAUCAACAACAAAUAUUUCAACAUUUGAUACAUCACCAUUUAGUAUUGAUCGUGUUUUUCGACCUGAUCCAAAUGAAUUAAAAUUAUUACAAUUAAGAAAAUCAUUAUCAAGAAGAGAUCCAUUUUCAGAAAUGUCUGAACAAGAAAAAGAUUUUUUCUGGCGUGAACGACAUAUAAUACGUGAACUUUGUCCAGAUGCAUUACCAAAAAUUGUUGAAGCAGUUCGUUGGAUGAAUCGUGAUGAAGUUUGUCAAUUAUAUGCAUUGCUUGAUCAAUGGCCAAUUGUAUCGGUUGAUGUUGCAAUUUUAUUGUUAGGUCAUCGUUAUCCAGAUCCAAUUGUACGAUCAUUUGCUAUAAAAUGUUUAGAUCGUGGAUUAACUGAUCAAUUGAUGUUACAUUAUCUUUUACAAUUAGUACAAUUAAUACCAAAUGAAACAUAUUUAAAUAAUGAUCUUUGUCGAUUAUUAUUACGACGAGCUUUAUUGAAUCGUCGUUUUGGUAAUCUUUUUUUCUGGCAUAUUCGUUCAAGAUUAUCUGAACAAUUUUUCAGUCCACGUUGGUAUGUUUUAUUGGAAAUGUAUUGUCGUGGUUUAUCCGAAAGAUUAUUACUGGAAACAUUACAUCAAGUUUUAGCUUUAGAAGAAAUUGAACAAAUAUCAAUGAAUACUGCUACAGUUACCGAUCGAAAACAGGCUAUACUUAAACGUUUACAACAACCAAAAACAUUAAAAACUGUACAAGGAUUUUAUAAUCCAUUAAAUAUAACAUUACGUUUAGAUCGUUUGAAAGCUGAACAUCUUCGUGUAAUGGAUUCAGCUAAACGACCAUUAUGGCUUGAAUGGAUAAAUUCUGAUCCAUUUGCACGAACAAGUGGUGUACUUAUAAAUGCAAUCAUUUUUAAAUCUGGUGAUGAUUUACGACAAGAUAUGCUUACUUUACAGGUCAUACGAAUUAUGGAUCAAAUAUGGCGACGUGAAAAUCUUGAUCUACGAAUGUUACCAUAUAAUUGUUUAGCUACUGGUGAUCAGGUUGGAUUAAUUGAAGUUGUUCCACAUGCUAAAACAGUUAUGAGUAUACAACGAGUUGGUGGACGUAAAGCUGCAUUACAAAUUGAUAGUUCAAAAUUACAUAAAUGGAUUCGUGAACAUAAUAAUGAUAAUUAUGAUAAUGCUGUUGAAAAUUUUACUAGAAGUUGUGCCGGUUAUUGUGUAGCAACAUUUAUACUUGGUAUUGGUGAUAGAAAUCCUGAUAAUAUUAUGGUCAAUGAAGAUGGACAAAUUUUUCAUAUAGAUUUUGGUCAUUUUCUUGGUCAUUUUAAGAAAAAAUUUGGCAUUAAUCGUGAACGUGUUCCAUUUGUUUUGACAUAUGAUUUUUUACAGGUUAUUGCAAAAGGUGCUGAAAAUCCAUUAAAAAGUAAAGAAUUUGAAGCGUUCCAAAAUCUUUGUAAUGAUGCCUAUCUAGCAUUACAUGAUAAUGCAGGAUUAUUAAUUUCAUUAUUUACAAUGAUGUUGGGUACUGGUAUUCCUGAAUUACAACGAAUGGAUGAUAUUCAAUAUUUACGACAAACAUUACAGGUUGAACAUUCACGUAAAGAAGCGCUUGAAUAUUUUGAACAACAAUUGGAUGAUGCUUAUGAAGGAGCAUGGUCAACAAAAUUGGAUUGGUUUUUUCAUAGCGUUAAACAUGCUUGAGUUUAAUUUUUUUUUGUCCUGAUAUUUAUGAAUAUAGUCAUCAUCAUCAUCAUAUAUAUAUGAAACAUGUGUUUUUUCUUUUUCUU
Molecule: messenger RNA, 5539 nt
Organism: Dermatophagoides pteronyssinus (European house dust mite)
Lineage: Eukaryota; Metazoa; Arthropoda; Arachnida; Sarcoptiformes; Pyroglyphidae
Biological process (GO): phosphatidylinositol-mediated signaling; cell migration; phosphatidylinositol 3-kinase/protein kinase B signal transduction
Cellular component (GO): cytoplasm; plasma membrane; phosphatidylinositol 3-kinase complex
Molecular function (GO): 1-phosphatidylinositol-3-kinase activity; 1-phosphatidylinositol-4-phosphate 3-kinase activity
Source: RefSeq, a predicted model, not a curated record